UAACUGUUCCUUUUCGUGAAAAUUUUGAAAACUUCCUCCGUUAAAGUUUUGUUUUUUUUUUAAUAUAUAUAUAUAUUUUUGGCGUGGUGUGGUGUGGCACUGUGCUCUCUUCUGAGCUGCUUCACCAUCUGCAACUUCAAUGGCAACCGAAGAGGUUAAUAAGCCUCCAUCACUUCCUCCAUACCCUGAGAUGAUACUGAAAGCAAUUGAAGCCCUGGGAGACAACAAUGGUGCCAACAAGUCAGCGAUAUCAAAUUACAUAGAGUCCACCUAUGGUGAGAUGCCAGAAGGCCACUCAACGCUUCUGUCUUACCACCUUAAGAAGAUGAAGGAUAGUGGUGAGCUUGUGUUCUUGAAGAACAACUACAUGAAGCCUGACCCAAAUGCCCCACCAAAGAGAGGGCGUGGAAGGCCACCAAAGCCUAAAGAUCCACUUCCUCCAGGUACUGUUUUGUCCCCACCAAGGCCUAGGGGUCGCCCUCCAAAGGACCCUAAUGCUCCACCAAAGCCACCAAGUGCCAAAGUGUCAAGUGGAAGUGGUAGACCAAGAGGGAGGCCUAAGAAGAUUGCUAGGUCUGGUGUGACAUCAACAAACAGUCCUAGUGGAAGGCCAAGGGGUAGGCCUCCUAAGGUGAAGCCUCAGAUGACAGAAGUGAGUGUUGAACAAUAGAACUCUAUUGUUGAUCAAAAGUAGUGUGAUUUAAAUCUUGAACUCAUCUUCCUCUUUAGAAGUUGUUGUGGUCUUAGUUUUUUUAGUGUGUCAAUGUAAUUUCUUUGUAAAAUUGUGUAGUGGGGUUAGCUUAUGAGGAGGCUUUGUUGGUUUCAAUUAUUAAAAGAGGACAAUGACUACUAGAGUUGAUGGUGAACUGUGUUGUCCUUGUGGUUUUCUAAGUUCUAACUUGAAAAUUCUCAUAAUGUGGAAAAGGGUGUUGUCCCUUGUUAUUGGUUAUUCUUGUUGAUGAUUUAGUUGGAAAUCCAAUCUAAUCCAUGAUGAAUAGGGGGGUGAAACACUGUAGCUAAAUUGUAGGGAGAUGAUGUAAAGAAUUUGACUUUGUUGUGCUUGAUGAUGU
Gastrolobium bilobum is the source of this 1070-nucleotide messenger RNA. Its product is annotated as HMG-Y-related protein A-like. Gene Ontology annotation, biological process: negative regulation of DNA recombination; regulation of DNA-templated transcription; chromosome condensation. Gene Ontology annotation, molecular function: double-stranded DNA binding; nucleosomal DNA binding. Gene Ontology annotation, cellular component: nucleosome; chromatin; nucleus. Bases 140 to 670 code for a protein of 176 amino acids. Lineage: Eukaryota; Viridiplantae; Streptophyta; Magnoliopsida; Fabales; Fabaceae. The record is from RefSeq and is a predicted model, not a curated record. The transcript is spliced from 2 exons.